This is a messenger RNA of Phragmites australis (common reed), 1254 nucleotides long. RefSeq names its product protein SULFUR DEFICIENCY-INDUCED 1-like. The record is from RefSeq and is a predicted model, not a curated record. The transcript has 4 exons. Lineage: Eukaryota; Viridiplantae; Streptophyta; Magnoliopsida; Poales; Poaceae. Bases 113 to 1006 code for a protein of 297 amino acids. Gene Ontology annotation, molecular function: protein binding.
UCUUACCCCCAGAUCCCGCAAACCGCCUAUCCGUGGGCGCUGAUCAUUGUUCUCAUCACCCACGCACCUCUGCUCCUCUCUCGCCAAGCCUCCGUUCAGAGUGCUCUCCUCCAUGGCUUCUUCCAAGAUGAGAGGAGGUGGUGGUGUUGGCGGGGAGAAGAACGAUCUGUUCCAUGUCGUCCACAAGGUGCCCGCCGGCGACAGCCCGUACGUCAGGGCCAAGCACCUCCAGCUUGUGGAGAAGCAGCCGGAUAUGGCGAUCGUGUGGUUCUGGAAGGCGAUCAACUCCGGGGACAGGGUGGAUAGUGCCCUGAAGGACAUGGUCGUAGUGAUGAAGCAGCAGGAUCGCUCUGAGGAGGCGAUCGAGGCCAUCAGAUCCUUCAGGCACCUCUGCUCCAAGCAGGCCCAGGAGUCCCUCGACAACCUCCUCAUCGACCUCUACAAGAAGUGCGGGAAAGUCGAGGAACAGAUAGAGCUACUGAAACAGAAGCUGAAGAUGAUAUACCUCGGUGAGGCCUUCAACGGGAAGGCGACAAAGAAAGCACGCUCCCAUGGCAAGAAGUUCCAGGUCUCCAUUCAGCAGGAAACGUCUCGCAUUCUGGGCAAUCUUGGGUGGGCUUACAUGCAGCAGAACAACUACGAAGCUGCUGAAUUGGUGUACCGCAAGGCACAAUCUAUUGAGCCUGAUGCCAACAGGGUGUGCAACCUUGGGCUCUGCCUGAUUAAGCAGGGUAGACAUGAGGAGGCAAAACAAGAACUCGAGGAUGUCCUACUGCGCAGAACCUAUGGAUCAGACGAUGCAAAGGUGGUUGCCCGCGCUGAGCAGCUUCUCCGUGAGCUCAACCCAUUGAUGCAUGUUUCGUCGCCGUUUGAUGUUGGCUUGAGUGUCAGUGAAGAGAUCAUGGAGAGACUAGACCUUGUGAUGAAUGAGUGGACGCCAUUCAGGUCAAGGAGGCUGCCUGUAUUUGAGGAGAUUGCCACUUUCAGGGACCAAAUAACUUGUUGACUCAUUGUUCUGCAUGGUUUUUUAUCUUAGCGUGCAUAACCGUUUGUUACUUUAGAUGCUUUUGUUCAUAUAUGGAAGGUGAUGUGGGUUUUACAGCGAGAAUUAGAGAUCAGAUAGAUAUCAUGUAGCUGGGGUUGAUGCAAAGCGUUCCCUUCAGGAGUAGUGUGGUUUUUUCUUCAUGUUGUGUGGUGCAUAAUCUUCAGACAGUAAAUAAAUGGUCUUGAAGCAUGUUGUGAAUUUGUACAGGA